AUGGCAGAUCCUAUAGAGGCUGCACUAGCUGAUCUAGCUGUGAAGAAAUUGGUUACCAAAGGUUAUGGAGUAAUCAGUUCUGUAAUGGACCUCCAGUCCGAGCUUCAAGAUACAAGGACUCUGAUUGAAGCAGCUCUCCUUGAUGGAGAUUCCAUGUCAGACCAAUGCAGCCGCACUCAACAAGACACGCUGGAGAAGCUGAGUUGUCUGCUUGAUAGGUUGCUUGACUUGUCGGAUGUAAGAGCUUCUAGAGAAUUACAGAAACAAGUUAUGAGCGGAGGUAACUUCAAAAAAGAGUUUCGGUGCUUCUUCUCUGCAUCAAAUCAAGCUGUUGCACGGUUUAAAGACGCUCGGAAAGUUGAUGAUAUUAAGAAGAAACUGAGCGCCAUUGCAAGAAACCAUGCUAUGAUUAGUAGCAUUUGCAGCAAGCCAACGCAGGCAAGGAGCAUUCAAAGUGCGGAAUCAUCAUCGUCUAACAUCCUUACCAAUUUAGUUAUUGGGAGGGACAAAGACAGGGAUGAGAUUGUAAGCAUGCUGUCUGAGGAUUCUCUUGCUUCAGGAACAACCCUCUCUGUUUCCUCCAUUGUUUGGAUCGGCGGAAUGGGAAAAACAACGUUGGCUUGUUCUGGGUUUCGCCAACUCAGGAUUUUGAUGAUAGCAGCAUGCGGAGAAGGGGAAUUGCCUCACAAUCAAAGCAACGUGGCUCAGCUCUAUCAUCACUUUAGACGAGCAAUUGGCGGAAAGAAGUUUCUGCUUGUUCUCGACAACAUUUGGGAUCAUAAUAAUGAUUUGAGAGACAAGUGGUUAAACUUGAGAAAGCUGCUAGAGUUUGGGGCUAAUGGGAGUAAGGUUCUCAUUACCACUCGUGAUCAAAAAGUGGCUGGAGUAUUGGACUCCACUGCUUCUUGCAUGCUUGGGGAUUUAACAGAAGAUGACUCAUGUCUUCUCUUUCAGGAGAUUGCUUUUACACAGUGGCAGGAGGCAGGAGUGGAAGCAAUUGGGUUGGAGAUCGCUAAAAUGUGUCCAAAAGUGCCCCUUGUUAUACGAAGUAUCGGAGGCCUCUUAGCAGGGAAACGUACGGUUCAGGAAUGGCUUGCUUUUAGAGAUGAAUUUCAGCUUGCUAAUUUUGCUUCUUUUGGGAGUGACGUUAUGCUGAAACUCCCAAAUUCUAUAACGAGGCUAGUGAAUUUACAAUCACUCUACCUGGAUGAUUGUGAUCACCUUGAGAAGUUGCCUAGGGACAUGAGCAAGUUGGUGAAUCUGAGACACCUCAAGUUGGUAGGGAGUAAGAAGUUGAGGAGGCAUAUGCCUAUGGGAUUGGGGAAGUUGACAGAUCUAAGAACAUUAGAUACUUUCAUAGUGGGCAACUAG
Messenger RNA from Chenopodium quinoa (quinoa), 1371 nucleotides. Its product is annotated as disease resistance protein RGA2-like. Gene Ontology annotation, molecular function: ADP binding. Lineage: Eukaryota; Viridiplantae; Streptophyta; Magnoliopsida; Caryophyllales; Amaranthaceae. The transcript is spliced from 3 exons. The coding region runs from base 1 to 1371 and encodes 456 amino acids. The record is from RefSeq and is a predicted model, not a curated record. Gene Ontology annotation, biological process: defense response to other organism.